Fusarium fujikuroi IMI 58289 is the source of this 564-nucleotide messenger RNA. RefSeq lists its product as uncharacterized. The record is from RefSeq and is a predicted model, not a curated record. The transcript has a single exon. NCBI's taxonomy places the organism in Eukaryota, Fungi, Ascomycota, Sordariomycetes, Hypocreales, Nectriaceae. Bases 1 to 564 code for a protein of 187 amino acids.
AUGACACCUCGCGCCGUUUCCGAAGCUGAUGCUGGUGCGAACUGGCCUGAUGAUUCCAGUGGCGGAAUAGACACUCCAAUGUACACACCUGCUUCAACAGAUAUUGGUGUAGCCUCGAAUAGUUCUUUUGGUCUCACUCGCAAAUCUAAUCCUCACCACGACGGCAAAUAUCUCAUCCACGACAUUGCCCGUGGCCGUGUCCUCACGUGCCGCAAUGGCCAUCUAAGCCUUGAGCAGAUGGAUCUGGAGAAACCCCAAACACACAUUUCUGGACAGGCACAGUGGCAAUGCAUUGAGAGAGACGGAUUUAGAGGUUUCAGGAAUGUUGCUAUGGGGACCUUUCUGGGUCACGACAUUUGGUGGGAUUUCUACGCAAAGGUUUACCAUCACAUGGGCUGGGAGGAUUUUACUCUACGUCAUGUGGAGGGUGGCGUGUACCAGAUUCAGGCCUUGUUCUUUUGGAAGCAGAGACAGGUUUCUGCCAAGGAGGAUGGAAGCGGCUUGUACCGAGAGGACUAUGGGGCACUUUGUGGGAGUUUAUCAAGGUUGCGAACUGAUCAUUAG